GAGAGAGAGAGAGAGAGAGAGAGAGAGAGAGAGAGCAUGGAUUUGGGCAGUGGCUGUGGUUACCCAGCUAUAAGCUUUGCCUUUUUCCUUCUGGUGACUACACCCAGAGAGGAGGAGCGUAGUAGGCGUCAGGAUCCUCAAUUUUUCAACUUAGCAUCUUGGCAGGACAUUUUCCCAAAGCAAAAGCAAAGUCCGACGGGUAAAAAAAAAAAACUUCUGCAGCGAGCAAUGAGAGCAACGACGGUGCAACUCAGAUAAGGAACAGCAAAAACAAAACGAGACAUCCGACGGACAGUGUGCAGGCUGAGUGGCUGGCUGGCAGCGACCAAAAAAAAAAAACAAUCCAAUAUCCAAGCCUUUCUUUUAUUCAAUCACUUUUACUUUUUUUUUUUUUUUGCAUUCACCCAUUGUCAUUUUGAGACAGUGGGGUCUGCAGACACACACGGCUCUAAAUGCGCUCCGACGGCAGCAGCGCAUGAGAGAAAUAAAAGGAGAGGAAAAGUGCGCAAGUUAAGUGGCUGAUACUCUCCACAGCUCCUCCAGCAUGGCGUAUCCUCAGGGCUACUUGUACCAGCCGUCCGCUUCCCUAGCCCUGUAUUCGUGCCCUGCGUACAGCACCAGCGUGAUCUCUGGACCCAGGACCGAGGAACUUGGGAGAUCCUCUUCGGGAUCUGCUUUUGCGCCCUAUGCCGGAUCUACCGCGUUCACCAGCGCCUCGCCAGGCGGCUACAACUCCCACUUGCCGUACAGCAGUGCAGACGCGGCUGCAGCUGCUGCCACAUUCACCUCGUACGUGGUGAGUAAACUCAAGGGUUCUCCAUACGACCACACUGCGGGUAUGGCCGGUUCGAUAGGAUACCACCCUUACGCAUCACCGUUGGGCAGCUACCCGUACGGUGAUCCGGCAUACCGUAAAAACGCGACCCGGGACGCCACCGCCACCCUGAAGGCCUGGCUCGGCGAGCACCGUAAAAACCCCUACCCGACCAAGGGCGAGAAGAUCAUGCUGGCCAUCAUCACCAAGAUGACCCUCACCCAGGUGUCCACCUGGUUCGCCAACGCCAGGAGGAGGCUAAAGAAGGAGAACAAGAUGACCUGGACUCCUCGGAACCGGAGCGAGGACGAGGAGGAGGACGAGAAUAUCGAUCUGGAGAAAAACGACGACGACGAGCCGAGCAGCAAGCCCACAGACAAGGGAGACUCCACAGACACAGAAGCAGAUCAUAAACUGCUGAACCCAGGGGACGCAGGCUGUGACAGAUUUAAAGAGGAGAACCACCACCACCACCACGGCAAAAAAGACACGGAUCCGCUUCUUGUGAGCGACUCGGAGUUAAAAGAGCAUCAGCAUCAUGAGGAGGAGGAUGAGGAGCGGACUACAGAGCUGCUGGAUUCCGCAAAAGCGACCACUUCGUCUCCCCUGGCGACGGCUGCAGUAACCCGGGGGAACCAGAACCAGGCCGUCGCGCAGCAACAACAACAACAAGACAAGCCGUCAGAUUUGAGCCAUGCACCGGGUACGUUACCGGGUACCGUGACCAGCAACGUGACCUCUGUUAUCCACUCGGCUCCUAAACCCAAACUCUGGUCCCUUGCGGAGAUCGCCACGUCCUCAGACAGGUGUAAGAGUCCCACCAACGCGUCUCCAUCACGGUCCUCCUCAUCUCACUGCAACACGGUCCUCUCCAGGCCUCUCUACUACACCUCCCCUUUCUAUCCCGGUUACACGAACUAUGGUGGCACUUUUGGACAUCUUCACAGUAACCACGGCUCGGUAACCACGGGCUCCUCCAGCACCACGGCACAUUUCAAUGGAUUAAACCAGACUGUGUUAAAUAGAGCAGAGGCUUUGGUAAGGGAGAGCCAGAAAGUCAGAGGCCAAACGCAGGUAGAUCUUUGUAAAGACUCCCAUUAUGAACUAAAGAAAGGUAUGUCAAACAUUUAAUACCAUGAUUUUAUUUUCCCCCACUCACUGACUUUUAUUUAUUUUUAUUUUGUUUUGUGGUUGCAUUAAAAAAAAAAAAGAAGAAAAAAUGCUGAAGCAAAUUCUGAGAAUAUUUUUCCUGAGUAAAAUGCUUCAAAUUUUUAGUUUCUGAAUGGUUUAUCCUUUAAAAAAAAAAAAAAAAAAAAAAAUGUAACGAGAAUGGUCUUAAUCAGCUGCAGCCGCCUGAGUCUAUUUGUAUUAAAGACUAACAUGUAUAUUUAAAUGUAGCAUUUUUGUAUUUAAAAAUGGACAACACACUAUCUUUGAAGUAAAUUAUGGAAAAAAAAA
Sebastes umbrosus (honeycomb rockfish) is the source of this 2272-nucleotide messenger RNA. It is a transcript of the gene irx5a, whose product is annotated as iroquois homeobox 5a. NCBI's taxonomy places the organism in Eukaryota, Metazoa, Chordata, Actinopteri, Perciformes, Sebastidae. The coding region runs from base 545 to 1945 and encodes 466 amino acids. Gene Ontology annotation, biological process: regulation of transcription by RNA polymerase II; neuron differentiation; cell development. Gene Ontology annotation, molecular function: DNA-binding transcription factor activity, RNA polymerase II-specific; RNA polymerase II cis-regulatory region sequence-specific DNA binding. The transcript is spliced from 3 exons. The record is from RefSeq and is a predicted model, not a curated record. Gene Ontology annotation, cellular component: nucleus.